AUGUCACAAGGCACAUUGUUUGCGAAUUUCCGUAUUAGAACCUGGUUACCUCGCGCAAUUGUGAAAAGCUUGAGUUUGGACGUUAAGAUCUUGGAGCCAGAGAGCAACGUAGAGUACUGGUCUAAGUUGUUCCCAUUGAAGAAAGUUCCAUGUUACGUUGGUUCUGAUGGGUUUAAGUUAACGCAACAGCUUGCAAUCUUAGUUUACUUGGUCAACUUGAGCGAUAACAAUGCUGAGAUCCAGCGUCUACUAGGUAAGGGCAACAAGGAAAAAGCUGAGGUGUUGCAAUGGCUAUCUCUUGCCAAUACAGACUUGUGCCUAGCUUUUACUCGCGGUGCAUUCCCGUUGAACGGCAGAAGCCCUUACAAUAAGAAACAAGUGGAUGACGCAUAUGCAGAAUUGGACAGACUUGUCCAAAGGUACGAACAACGUUUGAACGACCACAAGUACCUCGUUGGUGACCGUGCGUCCCUUGCAGAUUAUUUGAGUGCUAUUAUUUUCACUAGGAUCUUCGAGACUUUGUACGGAAAGAAAUGGCGUGAAGAACAUGCAAAGUUGACGCAAUGGUUCACUAAUAUCACUGAAGAUCCAUUCGUGUCUUUCUUAUGGGAGGGUAUUACACUCUGCGACGAACCAUUGCCAAACCCACCAACCAAAUGA
Molecule: messenger RNA, 660 nt
Organism: Kluyveromyces lactis
Lineage: Eukaryota; Fungi; Ascomycota; Saccharomycetes; Saccharomycetales; Saccharomycetaceae
Gene: CAM1
Product: translation elongation factor EF1B gamma
Exons: 1
Coding region: 1-660 (219 amino acids)
Biological process (GO): translational elongation
Cellular component (GO): cytoplasm; nucleus
Source: RefSeq, a predicted model, not a curated record